AGUCCUGUAGCGUAAUGAACUUGUGUUAGCACCGUGAAAGAACACCUGCUCUGUUACAGGUACACUUGUCCGUAAUUACAAUGUUAUGACUCUCGAUGUAAGCUAGCUAGCUGUCAGACUAACGUUGCCACUUAGCUCUAACCGUCUUUGCUGUCGCGGUACCGUUAGCUCAACGUCUUUACCAUGUGGGUUUUCGGUUACGGGUCUCUGAUAUGGAAAGUGGACUUUCCCUAUGAAGAAAAGAGAAUUGGCUACAUAAAAGGCUUCAGUCGUCGGUUUUGGCAGGGCAGUACCGACCACCGGGGAGUACCGGGUAAGCCUGGCCGGGUCGUGACACUUGUGGAGGAUCCCGAGGGGUGCGUUUGGGGCAUUGCCUAUAAGCUGCCGAAGGGCCGGGAGCAGGAAGUGAAAAGCUACCUCGACUACCGAGAAAAAGGUGGUUAUCAGGUCAUCACGGUGACCUUUCACCCCCGUCCACCUCUCACUCCCCCUCCCAACCAGACGCUGCUCUAUAUCGGUUCUCAGGACAAUCCAGACUACCUCGGCCCCGCCCCUCUGGAGGAGAUAGCCAACCAGAUCAUCAGCUCUACCGGUCCAAGUGGGCAAAACACAGAGUACCUCUUUCAGCUCGCUGAUGCUGUGAGGACAAUUCUGCCUGAGGAUUCAGACGCCCACCUGUUUUCUCUAGAAACUUUAGUGAGAGAAAGACUACAAAGUGGGCAGAAACACUCAAACACUCAAACAGGUUGAUUGCAAUUAAAUAAUUAAAUAAUAAGUCUUGAUCAAUGAUAGAUACCAGGCUGGAUUUGGCAAAUAAUCUCAGGGUUUAAGAUACACAUGGAGCCAAUCAGGAUGUUUGUGGGGUUCAGAGAAUAUGUCGACAAAGUCUGUUUUCAUCCUUGUUAUUGUUACACUGCAAAGAAAUUUCACCAUUUCAUCCCAUGCCAACACAUGACAAUGCAAAUAAUAAGCUUCAAAAUAGGACAAAUGUCAAAUACAUAAAGGUACUGUAACUGGCAUCCAAGCUACAUGUUGAGUGAUCACAAACACGUUGAAUUAACCUCUAGGUUUACUCAUUGUACAAUAUCCAGCAGCACAAAAGAGGAAUGUCUUGAAUGAAUAUGUAGUAUAUACUGAAUAUAUGUGAACUCACAGAUACAGUUGGUCUGUUUAAUGCAUUUUAAAACAUAAAAACAUCAUGUGAAGUAUGUGUGCACUGCUAUCCCAAGUGGCAUGAAAUGUAAAAGUUCCAGUAGGUGUAUUUUGUUACUCUAGAGCAGUUUUGUCACAGUUAAAGCCACUGAAAGCUUGGUUUCAAAUAUUUAUUAUUACUGUAUAACAUUAAAUAUUCAUGACAAAAUAAGCAACAGCGCAGAAAACAUCUUUAUGAGAGUUUAACACUCACAAACUCAGCUAAUCUGCUUCAUAAGGGCUGUGUGGGCGUGGCUUGGUCAGAUAUGCUGGUAACAUGAGCAAACAACCCCACAACUGUUAUCACAUUUUGAUUCAUGUGUUGCUAAACUCUGAUUGGCGCACGAAAGUAUGCCACACCACCUCUUUCCGACUGAGCCACGUCCACUUCCAACUAAGUGAGAAGAGCUCAGAGAAAAAUAACACAGACAGAAGUGUCCUAUAAAGGGCGCCCCGGUGACUCACUUGGUAGAAAGCUUAUGAGCCCCGGGUUUGAAUCCAGCUGAGGCCUUUUGCUGCAGUGGCUAGUGGUCUUGAUUACAUGAUUAACGUGAUAAUCCAGCUGUAGUAAAUACCCGCCAUCUCUCUUCCUGAUACAAAAAGCAAAUUUCAGGGAAGGUUUCAUCAUCAAACCACUGUAAUCAUGUUGUCAAGUUCUCAAGUGAACCUUGUUUAUUCCAGACUGUACUUACCUUGUCUCAGUAUAUAUGGACCUAUUGGUGUUACAGCGUCAGCUAUUAGCUGCUUCUCAUUCUGCCAGCAAACGUGUCAGCACAGCGAACAUAUCAGCAUCUCAGCACAGUGAACACAUCAAAGUCAAGUCAUUGAAAAAAAAUCAACAUGCCGAA
Messenger RNA from Seriola dumerili (greater amberjack), 2039 nucleotides. RefSeq names its product ChaC cation transport regulator homolog 2 (gene chac2). Bases 184 to 750 code for a protein of 188 amino acids. The record is from RefSeq and is a predicted model, not a curated record. Lineage: Eukaryota; Metazoa; Chordata; Actinopteri; Carangiformes; Carangidae. The transcript is spliced from 3 exons. Gene Ontology annotation, biological process: glutathione catabolic process. Gene Ontology annotation, cellular component: cytoplasm. Gene Ontology annotation, molecular function: glutathione specific gamma-glutamylcyclotransferase activity; gamma-glutamylcyclotransferase activity.